Neofelis nebulosa (Clouded leopard) is the source of this 3975-nucleotide messenger RNA. RefSeq names its product calcium voltage-gated channel auxiliary subunit alpha2delta 2 (gene CACNA2D2). The transcript has 39 exons. Lineage: Eukaryota; Metazoa; Chordata; Mammalia; Carnivora; Felidae. The record is from RefSeq and is a predicted model, not a curated record. Gene Ontology annotation, molecular function: voltage-gated calcium channel activity. Gene Ontology annotation, cellular component: voltage-gated calcium channel complex. The coding region runs from base 280 to 3750 and encodes 1156 amino acids.
CCGGGGAGGGAGGAGGGGGAGGGCGGCGCCGGCAGGUUGGCGGCGGCCGCUAUUUGAGCGCCGGUCCCGGACCGGGCGCUCAGAGCGCUUCGAGUCAGCGCGGCGGAGAGAUCGCGGCGCGCAGCCCGCAGAGGCGCUGCGGCCGGUGCAGCCCCGGAAGCCCCGCGCGACGAAGGCGGAGGAGGCGGAGAGGCCGGAUUGCCGCCCGCCGCCCGCGCCCCCCCACCCCGCCGCCGCCGCCUCCCCCUCUCCCCGCGGCGCCGCAUCUUGAAUGGAAACAUGGCGGUGCCGGCUCGGACCUGCGGCGCCUCUCGGCCCGGCCCGGCGCGGACUGCGCUCCCCUGGCCCGGCCGCGGCCCCCGGCCCGGCCCCGGCGCCCGGCGCCCGCCGUCCGGGCCCCCGCGCCCGCUGUUGCUGCUAUUGCCGCCGCUGCUGCUGCUACCGCUGCUCGCCGCCCCCGGCGCCUCUGCCUACAGCUUCCCCCAGCAGCACACGAUGCAGCACUGGGCCCGGCGCCUGGAGCAAGAGAUCGAUGGCGUGAUGCGGAUUUUUGGGGGCGUCCAGCAGCUCCGUGAGAUCUACAAGGACAACCGGAAUCUGUUUGAGGUGCAGGAGAACGAGCCUCAGAAGUUGGUGGAGAAGGUGGCAGGAGACAUCGAGAGCCUGCUGGACAGGAAGGUGCAGGCCCUGAAGAGAUUGGCUGACGCUGCAGAGAACUUCCAGAAAGCCCACCGCUGGCAGGACAACAUCAAGGAGGAAGACAUCCUGUACUAUGACGCCAAGGCCGAUGCUGAGCUGGAUGACCCUGAGAGUGAGGAUGUGGAGAGGGGGUCCAAGGCCAGCACCCUAAGGCUGGACUUCGUUGAGGACUCAAACUUCAAGAACAAGGUCAACUACUCGUACACGGCUGUGCAGAUCCCCACGGACAUCUACAAAGGCUCCACUGUCAUCCUUAAUGAACUCAACUGGACAGAAGCCCUGGAGAAUGUGUUUAUCGAGAACCGCAGGCAGGACCCCACACUGCUGUGGCAGGUCUUUGGCAGUGCCACAGGAGUCACUCGCUACUAUCCAGCCACCCCAUGGCGAGCCCCUAAGAAAAUCGACCUGUACGAUGUCCGAAGGAGACCCUGGUAUAUCCAGGGGGCCUCGUCGCCCAAGGACAUGGUCAUCAUCGUGGAUGUGAGCGGCAGCGUGAGUGGCCUGACCCUGAAGCUGAUGAAGACGUCUGUCUGUGAGAUGCUGGACACGCUCUCUGAUGAUGACUAUGUGAACGUGGCCUCGUUCAAUGAAAAGGCACAGCCUGUGUCAUGCUUCACACACCUGGUGCAGGCCAAUGUGCGUAACAAGAAGGUGUUCAAGGAAGCUGUGCAGGGCAUGGUGGCCAAGGGCACCACAGGCUACAAGGCCGGCUUUGAGUAUGCCUUCGACCAGCUGCAGAACUCCAACAUCACUCGUGCCAACUGCAAUAAGAUGAUCAUGAUGUUCACGGAUGGUGGUGAGGACCGCGUGCAGGAUGUCUUUGAGAAAUACAAUUGGCCCAACCGGACGGUGCGUGUGUUCACUUUCUCCGUGGGGCAACACAACUACGACGUCACACCCCUGCAGUGGAUGGCCUGCGCCAACAAAGGUUACUAUUUUGAGAUCCCUUCCAUUGGAGCCAUCCGCAUUAACACACAGGAAUAUCUGGAUGUAUUGGGCAGGCCCAUGGUACUGGCAGGCAAGGAGGCCAAGCAGGUGCAGUGGACCAAUGUGUAUGAGGAUGCACUGGGGCUGGGGUUAGUGGUGACAGGGACCCUCCCUGUUUUCAACCUGACACAGGAUGGCCCUGGGGAAAAGAAGAACCAGCUGAUCCUGGGUGUGAUGGGCAUCGAUGUGGCUCUGAAUGACAUCAAGAGGCUCACUCCAAACUACACGCUUGGAGCUAACGGCUAUGUGUUUGCCAUUGACCUGAACGGCUACGUGUUGCUGCACCCCAACCUCAAGCCCCAGACCACCAACUUCCGGGAGCCUGUGACUCUGGACUUCCUGGAUGCUGAGCUGGAGGAUGAGAACAAAGAGGAGAUCCGUCGGAGCAUGAUCGAUGGCAACAAGGGCCACAAGCAAAUCAGAACGCUGGUCAAGUCCCUGGACGAGAGGUACGUAGACGAGGUGAUGCGGAACUACACCUGGGUACCUAUAAGGAGCACCAACUACAGCCUAGGGCUUGUGCUCCCGCCCUACAGCACCUUCUACCUCCAAGCCAACCUCAGUGACCAGAUCCUGCAGGUCAAGUUGCCAAUCAGCAAACUGAAGGAUUUUGAGUUCCUGCUCCCCAGCAGCUUUGAGUCUGAAGGACAUGUUUUCAUUGCUCCCAGAGAGUAUUGCAAGGACCUGAAUGCCUCAGACAACAACACCGAGUUCCUGAAAAACUUCAUUGAGCUCAUGGAGAAAGUGACUCCAGACUCCAAGCAGUGCAACAACUUCCUUCUGCACAACCUGAUCUUGGACACAGGCAUCACACAGCAGCUGGUGGAGCGUGUGUGGCGGGACCAGGAUCUCAACACGUACAGCCUUCUGGCCGUGUUUGCUGCCACUGAUGGUGGCAUCACUCGUGUAUUCCCCAACAAAGCAGCGGAUGACUGGACGGAGAAUCCAGAGCCCUUCAAUGCCAGCUUCUACCGUCGUAGCCUGGACAACCAUGGCUAUGUCUUCAAGCCCCCGCACCAGGACGCCCUGUUAAGGCCACUGGAGCUGGAGAAUGACACAGUGGGCAUCCUCGUCAGCACAGCUGUGGAGCUCAGCCUGGGUGGACGCACACUGAGGCCAGCAGUGGUAGGUGUUAAGCUGGACCUAGAGGCCUGGGCCGAGAAGUUCAAGGUGCUAGCCAGCAACCGUACCCACCAGGACCAGCCUCAGAAGCAGUGUGGUCCCAGCAGCCACUGUGAGAUGGACUGCGAGGUUAACAAUGAGGACCUGCUCUGUGUCCUCAUUGAUGAUGGGGGAUUCCUGGUGCUGUCAAACCAGAAUCAUCAGUGGGACCAGGUGGGCAGGUUCUUCAGUGAGGUGGAUGCCAACCUGAUGCUGGCACUCUACAAUAACUCCUUCUACACCCGCAAAGAGUCCUACGACUAUCAGGCAGCCUGCGCCCCCCAACCCCCAGGCAACCUGGGUGCUGCACCCCGGGGGGUCUUUGUGCCCACUAUUGCAGACUUCCUUAACUUGGCCUGGUGGACCUCGGCUGCAGCCUGGUCCUUGUUCCAGCAGCUUCUCUAUGGCCUCAUUUAUCACAGCUGGUUCCAGGCAGACCCCGCGGAGGCUGAGGGGAACCCCGAAGCGCGAGAGAGCAGCUGCGUCAUGAAACAGACCCAGUACUACUUCGGGUCGGUGAACGCCUCCUACAACGCCAUCAUCGACUGCGGAAACUGCUCCAGGCUGUUCCACGCGCAAAGACUGACCAACACCAACCUUCUGUUCGUGGUGGCCGAGAAGCCUCUGUGCAGCCAGUGUGAGGGUGGCCGGCUUCUGCAGAAAGAGACACACUGCCCAGCGGACGGCCCGGAGCAGUGUGAACUGGUGCAGAGACCGCGAUACCGGAGAGGCCCGCAUAUCUGCUUUGACUACAACGCGACGGAAGAUACCUCAGACUGUGGCCGCGGAGCUUCCUUCCCGCCGUCGCUGGGCGUCCUGGUCUCCCUGCAGCUGCUGCUCCUCCUGGGCUUGCCUCCUCGGCCGCAGCCCCAAGUCCACGCCCACGCCUCGCGCCGCGUCUGAGCGCCCCCUCCUGCCCCUCCCCAGGCCUCCCCGCCUCUCCCCUGCCUCCCACACCCCGCCUUAGAGCCUCGCUUCCUCCCUCACCGAAGGACCUGAGUAGCCAGGCCCAAGUCUGAGCCUUGGAAAGGGGGGGGGGGGGGUCCCAAAGGAGGGUGCCGCAGGUCUUUGGCCCCCAAGCCACAUCUCGCCGCCGAACUGUCAAAGUGACCCCAGACCCCUUAUUCC